Molecule: messenger RNA, 2188 nt
Organism: Dimorphilus gyrociliatus
Lineage: Eukaryota; Metazoa; Annelida; Polychaeta; Dinophilidae
Source: the annotation of a GenBank genome assembly
GCCUUUUACAAAAAUCUGCCAAAUGCAAAAGUAUUAUUUUUGAGAUGGACCGCGAAAAUGGAGCUAAAUGCAUUACUGCAGAUAAAGUUGUGAUAGCAGUUUUAGUAAGCUGCGUUAGUGAGUUUAGCGAUGUUGAAUGUACUGUUAGACCAUCGCAGAAUAUUGUAAAGUUUUCUGAAGAUCAAGAACGCAAGGCGUUCUUCCUCCUAUUAAAAUAUGUCAAAUCAUGUAUUCUUCCAAGCUUUUCUAUAUUAUGUCGUGAAGUCGAUAGUGUUGGGCAUCAGCCAUUCAUCGAUAUGUUCACAACAGACAUAAGGGAACUAACUGAUGAAGAAUUAGCUGUGGAGAAACUGCAUCAAAUUUUUUCCAAUCUAGAAAGUCAAAAAGUUGAAACGGGAUCUAGUACUGUUAUAGGAUUUUUUUUCCGUCGAUACUUAAUGGCAUUUGACUAUCUGCAAUUCGAAGAUACAGCUGAUUUGUUGCGCGAUGUUAAACUUAUUGUUGAUGGAAAACUUAUGAGCGGUCCCAAAGACACUUUCUUAGAAGAGCAAGCUAGAAUGCUAGAGAUAGACGAAAGAAAAGUAGCCCGACCGGUCGAAUUGCAAAAUAUGAUAAAUGUAAGCUCUAAAGAUAUUGCUCCAUUCGUUGCCUAUAUGAAUGCAAUGAGAGUAAAAGACUUUCCUGACGCUCUAUUUCAUUUGCACGCUUACUUUGAUAAGAAAUACACAAAAAAAACAGAUAUUUGUGGUGCAGUCUUGGCUCAUGCAGGUGCACAUUCUUCUUUAGGAAUGACACAAAGUGUUGAAGAAUGUAUGACUGAGUCAGUUGAGGUAGCCCCACCUCCUCUUCCUCCUCAAUCUCAAUCAGCUUCUCAUCAUCUACCUCAGUCGCCAUUUCUAAGUGUUCUGACAUGGUUACCCGGUGUACCGAAUCUUAUGAAUGUUUAUCGUCAACAAUUAAGUCGAGCUAUGGAUAUUAAAGACCCAAAACUUGCUGCCAAAAUAAGUAUUCAUGCAACUGUAGCUAUGUGCCGUUUAGCUCAGACAAACAAAAAUUUUUCACUGGCUGGUUACAUUCAGUUAUUAAAUCACUGUUCAAAUUAUUUACAUAACGAAAACGAUGGAAAUUUGCUAGCAGCCACUAAGGCUGCAUUAUUCUAUAGAUCAUCCUUGCCAUCUUUAUCUGUUGUCUCCUAUACUAGCGUUUUAUCAGACGUAACUUGUAACGGUGAGUUGCAAGCAAAAGCUAUUGUUGGAUUAGCUAGAUUGUUUUCACAUCGAACGAAAUUCUUAGAAAAGCUCUUCGAGCAUGCUGCUAGACGUUUCCCACGCUAUUCACGCUACUCAGAGCUCAUUGAAGAAGAAAAAGCCAAACUAUUAAGACUACCAAAAGUUCUUAGAGAAAAUAAUAUUCCAAAGGCUUACGCUCUUGCGAGUGAUGUUCAUAAGAACGAUGAUACUAAAAGUAUUAUUACUAUAUUGUUAGAAUCUGAACGUUACGAGGAAGCUUGGAAAAUGUUAAGGCUAACAACUAAUGAGGAUAUUCUUCCUGUAACGAGGGUGAAGUUAUUAGCCUUUGGUGCUACUCUAUUACAGUUCACAUCACAGGUUGCCUUAGAACCGCUUACACAAGCACUUAUCUUCUGCGAUGACUAUAACAUGUGUUCAGAUGAAAAGACGGAUAUCCUUUUGAGGAUCUGCUAUCAAUUAUUGGCUAUGCGAUUACCAACAAAAGCUUUAUGGAUUGCGAAACAAAUGGCAAAAAUGAAAUGUUUAAAUGUUAAUAAAACAUUAAACGAAGCGAAAAUAAUUAAGGCUAAAGCUUAUUCGAUCCUGGGACUAUUUCCUAAAGCCUUAGGAGUGUUGGAAUUAAUAGAAAGCGACUGUUUCUCAACCGAAAAACUUAUUGGAUUAACAUAUUUUAGAGCAAGACUUUACGAUGCAACAGGACAGAUGAGAAAAAGAAACGAGCAGUCUCAAUAUUUGAGUAAACUUAUUGGAUCACGACCGUAUCGUUCUAGAAAACUAUGUCUGUUGACAGUUUAGAAACGCCAUCUACCGCUUUAACCCAACCAUUUUGAAAUAGUAAUAAAAACUACUACUGUUUACCUAUUUUCUAGAAAAAAAAGAUGUACAACUUAAAUGAUAAUUUUUCUUAGCCUCUCUCUCUCUCUCUCUCUCUCUCUCUC